Messenger RNA from Sphenostylis stenocarpa, 732 nucleotides. The record is from the annotation of a GenBank genome assembly. NCBI's taxonomy places the organism in Eukaryota, Viridiplantae, Streptophyta, Magnoliopsida, Fabales, Fabaceae.
AUGCAAACCAAACCCGUUUUGUUUUGCCCGGAUUGCCACAAAUAUCCAAAACUCUUAUCAAACACCAUGAGUGCGUUCCCGAACGGUUCCAAUUCUAACCUGGACAACCUGCUCCUUCAAACCAUGAUGGGCAGGCUCCAGCUGCGGGCUCCGAUCAACAACCCCUUGGUCACGCAGUCCCUCGAGGACUUCCUAUUCAACGACCUCGACGAGGACGACGCGGAGGAGGAGACCUUCGAAGGGAAGUCGGAGCUGGCCAGAGAGGAGGCCAAGCUGGAGAAGGAAGUGAUCAAAAUCAUACUCAGUGGCAACGGCGAAUCCCUCUUGAAACCCAAUUCGGGCCAGGCGGUGUCGGUUCGCGACCACCACAUAUGCGUCGGGUUUCAAGACGAAGAGGCUUCUGGGUAUCGCGUGUGGGAGUGGCACGGCCACAUCAUGGCCUUCGACGAGGAGUUCGGUUAUAAUCCUGAGUAUAUAUACGGUAAUUACUUUCAGUGGUUUAAGCCUAGACCUGGUGGUGCUUCUGCUGCUGUUGUUGAUCCUGUUGUCAAGAAAGAGGAGGAAGAGGAGGAGGAGGAGGAGAGACAGGAGAACCAGGGUUUGAGAGAGUUGAUUGAUACCAAGGAUUCCGCCGAUGCACGCAUUCUUCACAGGAACAUCAACGCCGCUUCUCCUAGGUUUGUCUGCAUAAUCCGUUUCCUUAUUCUUUUCAUUCAAAUAUUAUUCAAGUAG